Messenger RNA from Formica exsecta, 3532 nucleotides. RefSeq names its product delta-1-pyrroline-5-carboxylate dehydrogenase, mitochondrial (gene P5CDh1). Gene Ontology annotation, molecular function: L-glutamate gamma-semialdehyde dehydrogenase (NAD+) activity. The transcript is spliced from 7 exons. The coding region runs from base 331 to 2040 and encodes 569 amino acids. Gene Ontology annotation, cellular component: mitochondrial matrix. The record is from RefSeq and is a predicted model, not a curated record. Lineage: Eukaryota; Metazoa; Arthropoda; Insecta; Hymenoptera; Formicidae.
AAUCGCCAGGUAAUCGUACGUCCCUGGGCGUUCCCGCGAAAAGUGGGGAACAUCUGGUAGCGCGCUUCGGCUGAUCGUUCGCCCGAUGGUGUGCGGUGACAUCGAGCCGUUUCUUCACAGUUUCGGCAAUUCGGCACGACCGCCGAAGAAGAAGAAGAGAAGGAGGAGGAGGAGAAGAGAUCCGAUAGCGAUUGGAUCGUAUCAUUGUCCGACAGGAUCUGUCAGUUAAAGGGCUCCUACGCGUUCGCCCUUCAAUAUCGUCGUGUUUAACGAAGGGUGCCGACGUCAUUCCUCUCUCCCUCACUGUCCCGUCCCCGUCUCCGUUGAAAGAUGUUGGGCCUGGUUUGCCGUCAGGCAUUGCUGGCGAAUACCCAAAAAGUCGGCGUUAGAUGCUUAGUAGGGUCAAUAGUGCCGGUGCCAAGUCCGCCGGAAUUUCCGCUGGAGAAUGAGCCCAUUCUCAGCUACAAGAAGGGCAGCCCGGAGAGAGCGGAACUGGAGAAGGUCUUGGGCAACAUGGCCAAUGAAUGCGAGGAGGUGCCGUUAAUUAUAGGAAACGAGGAGAUCAAGACCAACUUAUGCAAAUAUCAGGUCAUGCCACAUAAUCACAAGGAGAAGAUCGCCAUGUAUUAUUGGGCGACGCCAGAGCUCGUGAAGAAGGCGAUCGACGUCGCGGUGAAGGCGCAACGGGAAUGGGAGAGGUGGCCGAUCGAGAAACGGUUGGAGAUGUGGCUAAGGAUAGCGGAUCUCAUGGCGACCAAAUACAGGCAGCACUUAAACGCCGCGACGAUGCUCGGCCAGAGCAAGACCGUGAUACAGGCGGAGAUCGACAGCGCAGCGGAAUUGAUCGACUUCUUCAGGAUGCACGCGUACUUCGCGAAGGAGAGCAUCAAGUAUCAGCCGAUCUCACCGGAUCGGCAGACCCUCAACUCGAUGAGGUAUCGCGGUAUGGACGGUUUCGUCGCGGCGGUGUCGCCUUUCAACUUUACCGCGAUCGGCGGCAACCUCAGCUACACGCCGGCUCUGAUGGGCAAUGCUGUGCUAUGGAAGCCAUCCGACACCGCGUUAUUGUCCAACUGGUGGAUCUUUAAGAUAUGCAGGGAGGCCGGAGUGCCGCCUGGCGUGGUGAAUUUCGUUCCGUGCGAGGGACCCGUGUUCGGCGACACCAUCACGUCCUCGCCUUAUCUCGCCGGACUCAACUUUACCGGCUCAGUACCGACAUUCAAUCGUCUGUGGGCACAGGUCGGCCAGAAUCUCGCCAAAUACAGGAACUAUCCGAAAUUGAUUGGCGAGUGCGGCGGUAAGAAUUAUCAUUUCGUUCACCCGAGCGCGGAUGUGGAAUCGGUCAUCAACGCGUCGAUAAAGAGCGCGUUCGAGUAUAACGGACAAAAGUGCUCCGCUUGCAGUAGAAUGUACGUGCCGGAGUCUUUGUGGGGUAAGAUAAAGGACGGUCUCUUAGAUCUUCGCCAGAAACUCAAGAUCGGCGAUGUUCAAGAUUUUACUGUGUUCACCGGCGCCGUUAUAGACGCCACUGCGUUUAAACGUAUUUCUAGUUAUAUCGAUUAUGCAAGGAAAUCAUCCAAGAUGGAAAUUCUCGGCGGUGGAGGCUCCGACAAUUCGUGCGGAUACUUCAUCGAACCGACAAUAGUACAAAGCAAAGAUCCAAAAGAAAAACUCAUGACAGAAGAGAUAUUUGGACCGGUACUUACGAUCUAUGUUUACAAAAACUCCGAUCUGGACGAAACGGUAAAAUUGGUAGAGACAUCAACGCCAUACGCCUUAACAGGCGCAAUAUUCGCGGAAGACGAAAAAUGGGCAAAAAAGGCGCUUGAGGAUUUAAAAUAUACUGCCGGUAAUUUUUACGUCAACGAUAAAUCGACCGGAUCAGUGGUCGGCCAACAACCAUUCGGCGGCAGUCGAAUGUCCGGUACAAACGAUAAAGCCGGCGGACCGCAUUAUCCUCUUCGCUGGGCGUCCCCGCAAUCUAUUAAGGAGACCUUUGCGCCCAUACGGGGAUAUGACUAUCCGUACAUGAGAUCCUAAACACGGACGAUUCAUUAUUGAUUCAUCGACGAUUCAUCUAGAUUGGCGAUAGUCGCGCGCGUCGCAAAUUGAGCUCUCACGUUUGCAAUAUCUGAUGAGAAAAACCGUAUCGAAGCAGUACACUGCGAUAUUAAUACAUCCUGCAUUGACUCGAUAAGCGAGGAAGGGUUUCAUAAAUGAAGUGUUGUAUAAAUUCGUAACAUUAAGAGACUCGUAAAAACGUUAUUUUUUAAUUAAGUUUCUUAAUUGAGAAAAUCAGAUCAACACUUUAUAAUUACAGAAAUAACAUAAAAUGUUAUAUCACAUAUUAUAAAGUGAAGCUUUAUUUGGGUAAUAUUUUUAUCCCAUGAUAUGACGUUUCUCGUUCAGUUCUAAUCAGAAAAAAGUGAAGGAAAAUUAUAUGUCAAAAAUAAAAGAAUAAGAAUAAAGAAAAACAAUAAAAUAAAAUAUAAGUACUAUGGGAUAAAAUCUUAAAUGCUAGAUUAAUUUAACACGCGAAAAUUGAAAAAAAAGAAGAUUGAUUUCAUGUACUUUGCGUAAACAUUUUGUCUCGAUAAAAAGCAUAGUAAAUUUGCGACCGCAGUUUUAUGAUGCACGAUAGAGGCACGAUUAGAAUUUUUUUAGAUGAACUAAUGCUAGAGAGAGGAUGAGUCGCACACAUAUACACACACACACAGCUUUGUAAGCGAGUUAAAAUAUAUUUAACCGCUUUCGAAUGUUUUUGACAUUACUUCGCGGCGGAUACAAAUGCGAUGAUUGGUCUUGCUACCCGCGGACAUUGCUUCGUAAGCGUUGCACACGGAUUAUUCAUCACUAGUACACAUUAUCAAAGUAUUAUCUGAUGUGCAUUUUGGAAACGUGAGAUCUUUUCAGCGUGACACGUGAUUUUUUUUUUUCUUUGUGUCUCUCCCUCUCGGUAUAAUAAAAUUUUUAUAACUCAGGUUUCGAGCGAUCGUGUUAGAGAAAAAAUAAGAGCAAAGCGACGCGUUUAUCUACCAAGGGGUACUUUGAUACAUGUGAGAGGUACCUACAUAAUCUCUCAAAAUUAUAACCGAUACUGGAUAUCGUUAUUGUCAAGUGUCCUCAAUGUCGACGAAAUAGAGUAAAUAUUAAUGUGAUUGAUAAAGCGCUUCGGCUUGAACAUCCUGUUUAAGCGGCGCGAUAAUAUAUUCUACAUUUCUUUUUUAUUACUAUUAGGGAAAUUGUGUGAUGCGGGUAUGCAGUGACUUUGGUUCCUUUGUAAUGUACUUUGUAAGAUUGUAUAUACAGAAGACGAUCUCUGUAACAAUUAAUAGACCUUUUAGAUAUACCCAUAGACCCGAUAUCAUCAAUUGUCCUAUGGUAUCGUUCGCGAUGUGGCUGAGACGAGAUCGAUGAGAUUUUGCGAGUCGACCGAGUGAUGGCCCAGGACAUAGUAACUGACAAUAUGUUGUAUACUGCGGCAAAUGUUACAGCGUUAUUUAAGUGUACAAUAGCAAUAAAAAAAUAUAUA